AUGGGAGGGCGGAAGGCGCGGCACCGGAUGCACGUGGGCGCGCUAGCGGCGCUCGCCGCCGCCUGCUUCGCGCUCGCCGCCGUCACAAGCAUUCCAGGCGUGGCACGGCACUUAUCCCUCCUCUCCACCCACCGCCCCUCCUCCUCCCCCUCUGUCCCCCUCUCCUCCUUUCCCCUUGCAUCCUCCGCGCCUCCCCGCCAUUUGCUGCUGCGGCGGACCGACACCAUCGUGAGCGUCACUGACGGGGAGGGGGAGCUGCGCGGCGGAGGGGGGCAGGGGGAGCAAGGGGGGAACGGGAGACACGCGGAGCAGGGGGAGCAGGGUGAGGGGUUGCAGAGAGAGGGGGUGGCGGCGGAGCCUCGUGCGCCUGAGGAGGAGGAGCGAUGCGAGGAGGCGUAUGGCUGGCUGCCGUGCAGCACGUCAGUGGGGGGAAACGCGUUCCUCAUGGUGGCUUAUGGCUACAUCAUCCUCGUCGCCGCCAGACUCAUUUCCGACGGCUCCGAGCUGCUGCUGCAGGUGCUGGACCCAGGUCUUAUUGGGGGGCUGUUCCUGCCCAUGCUGGGAGCCAUGCCAGACACCGUGCUCAUUCUGGUGUCCGGGCUGGGCGGCAGCAAGGAGCAGGCGCAGGAGGAGGUGCUGGUGGGCAUGGGCGUGCUGGCGGGCAGCACCGUCAUGAUCCUCACCGUCGCCUGGGGGGGCUCCCUGCUCUGCGGCCGCUGUGACCUGGAGGAGAAGCAGAGGAGCGACGGGAGUGUUGAUUUGGUCGCCAGGGACAAGACGCUCACCCGCCCCUGGGACGUGAAAGGCACAGGGGUGACAACGGACGAGCAGACGCGCCUUGGAGCGUGGAUCAUGAUGGCCACUGUCAUACCCUUUGUCAUCAUGCAGGUGCCGUUCAUGGACGGGGGGCAGUACCCCGAGUACCAGGCGCGCAUCACGCCGCUGCUGGGGCUGCUGCUCUCCACCGCCGGCCUCGUUGCAUAUUGCGCCUACCAGGUGCUGUCCCCCUGGCUGCAGUCGUCCAAGAUCCACUACGCGCGCAUGCACCUGAUGCGAGCGCGCGCGCUGCACUACCUGCACGACCUGGCGCUGCAGAACACGUGGGGCGGGCUGCUGCUGCCCGACGGCACGCCCAACCGCGAGACCAUCCACCGCGUGUUCCGGCACUUUGACGAGGACGGCAACGGCACGCUCUCCCGCAGCGAGCUCAAGGGACUCGUGCUGGGCCUGGGGAUUCGCAGCCAGGCACCAGGAGACGUGCCGGCAGACGAUGAGGUGGCAGCAUGGAUGCGCGACUUUGACGCCAACUCCGAUGGCGAGAUUGGCCAUGAGGAGUUCAUGUCAGGCAUGCUGCGGUGGAUCACCCACCACUCCUCACCCUCCCAUCGCCCCUCCACCAUGUCCCUCCUCCGAGGCGCCAGUGCGGACAACAAGUUUUGGGAGGGGCAGCUGGCAAACGCUAAGGGGCAGCUGGAGGGGCUGGAGCAGGAGCUGGAGGAGGAGGUGGAGGACAAGGAGGAGGAGGAGGUCAAAACGCCUGCUCAGAUCUACCGCGAGGCCAUAAUGCUGAUAGCAGGAGGGGCAGUGCUGGUGGGAUGCUUUGCAGACCCUGUGAUUGGCUCCAUCACUGCCUUCUCCAGGGCGUCGCACAUCCCGGCGUUCUUUGUGGCGUUUGUGGUGACGCCGCUGGCAUCCAACGCGAGUGAGCUCGUGUCCUCGCUCUACUUCGCCAUGAAGAAGCGUCGCCGCACCGCCUCGCUCACCUACUCGCAGGUCUACGGCGCCAUCACCAUGAACAACACCAUGUGUCUGGGCACAUUCCUGGCGUUGAUCUAUUUCCGCGGCCUAGCGUGGCAGUUCAGUAGCGAGGUUGUCAUUAUCCUGCUCAACACCUUUGUGGUCGGCCUCCUGGGCGGCAGCCGCCACACCUUCCCCACCUGGAUGGCGUUCCCUGUCCUCUUGCUCUACCCUGUGUCGCUUGCCAUUGUGGCUUGUCUUGACAUGUACCUGGGAUGGCAGUGA
Messenger RNA from Closterium sp. NIES-65, 2022 nucleotides. Lineage: Eukaryota; Viridiplantae; Streptophyta; Zygnematophyceae; Desmidiales; Closteriaceae. The record is from the annotation of a GenBank genome assembly.